Messenger RNA from Fusarium sp. VM40, 3084 nucleotides. NCBI's taxonomy places the organism in Eukaryota, Fungi, Ascomycota, Sordariomycetes, Hypocreales, Nectriaceae. The record is from the annotation of a GenBank genome assembly.
AUGACGAUUGCGUUGCUGGGCAUUUUGUGUCUCGCAGACGACGCCCCAGUCAAUGACUUGAAAGCGUACAACAGUGGCUAUCUCGGUCUGUUUCCCUCCCAAGACUUCAAGUCUUCGAAUGUUGUCGCCCCUCUUUUCCAAGUCAGCACCUUUGAUCCCAAUCUUGUUGAUGAUUCGGGGUUUCUCUUCCUGACCAUGGAGCAUAAUGGCAAAUCAGGACCUGUUAUCUUCUCCAGCAAAGACCUCAGCCUUGUGUACGCCGAUCUCAAGUAUGAGCAGACAUUUGAUGCUCGUGCCCAGAACAUGAACGGUGGCAAGUACCUCACUUUCAUUGAAGGUGGCCGCUGUCACGCCUUUGACGCCAAUUACCAGAAGAAAUGGACAGCGUCCAUUCAAGGCCUGGGGAACACUGAAGCCAACAUUCACGACUUCGAAUUCACCACCCAGGGUACUGCCCUCAUGACUGCAUACCAGGACAUCAGGUACAACUUAACCACCAUCGGGGGAGAAAUGGAUGGUUGGCUGAGCGACUCCAUCUUUCAGGAGGUUGAACUUGACACCAACAGAGUCACCAAUGUGUGGAGAUCGUUCACUCAUAUGAACCUGACGGACACAAUGAUCAAAUACAACCCCAAGACAACUUUCAUGGGUGGCGAUGGUUUCGACUGGUUCCACAUAGACAGCAUCUUCAAGACUUUGAAAGGCCGUUACCUGGUCUCAUCGAGAGCGUUAUCGGCAAUCAUCCUUCUCGAGGCAGACAGUUUAAACCCACGAUGGAUCCUAGGAGGAAAGCGUAACCAGUUCAAGGACCUCAACGGCGGGAAUGCAACUAAGUUUGCACAUCAAUAUAAUGCAAGAUUUGUCCAAGGUAAUGAGAGCCAGAUCAGUUUCUUCGACAACCACGUCACUGAGAGCGGAUUCUGCAGUAAAGGAAAUUGUUCUCGAGGCGUUGUUGUGGAGCUUGACUAUGAUGAAAUGACUGUCAAGCUCUUACAUGAGUUUUACCAUCCCCAGAAAAUCUCAUCGGGUUCAGGAGGCAGCGUUCAGGGCUUGGCCAACGGAAACUUCCUUGUCGGUUGGGGUGCGAAUCCAGGGGUCACGGAACAUACGCCCAAUGGAACUAUAGUCAUGGACAUUCAGCGUGGGGUUAUACCUCAUGUCUCUGAAGGUAACUCAGAUGCCGAUAUGUCUGUCUAUCGGGCAUGGAAAACGGAUUGGAUCGGCCAACCACCGUGGGGUCCAUCCAUUGCCUCCGCGAAUGCAACUAUCUACGUUUCCUGGAACGGUGAUACAGAGGUUCACCGGUGGGAGGUGUAUGCUGGCGAAGAUGAUAGAAAUGUCACAGCUUCUCCCCAACUUCUUGGCAACUCGUCCCGGAUUGGUUUUGAAACAGAGAUUCCUCUGGACGAGUCAUCGCUUCCCAAGUCUGCACGAGCAGUCGCCGUGAGUAAGAGCGGUAAAGUCCUUGGAUCUACAGCUACCGUUGAUCUUGCAACAGGCGAACUUCAUGGCAACAGCAGCAGUAUCUGGGUUUUGAAAGCAAACCCUUCUGGUGCGGAACCCAGCGAUGACCCUGGUAGUGAAAAGAAAGGGGAUGAUGGGGAGGAGGGAGAAGAUGCUUCGAGUUGUACAAAGACCUCGGUGAGCUCGGUGUUUGCUCUCUUGCUCGCCAUUGCUUUCCACACCGACGCACCUAAGACAGAGGACCAACAAGGAAACAGAGCAACAAAGAAGGAAGAGAAUAAAAGCAACGAACCAGCCUCAGCCAAGGAACCAGGGCCUCUGGCUCGGCGGUUAGAGGAAGCCACAGAGGAAGCCCUCUUUACUGGUGGACGAGCCGGACGUCAGGCUGUCGAGGACGCAGGCUUUUCAGAAGAGCUCAAGCAAAGACUUUUCAAUAGGAUCGCCGAUGCAAACUUCAAGUCCGAGAAUGCUAGCGCUUUUGCAGAAGCUAGCCUUACGUCAACAGCAGGAGAAGGUACACGAUAUAUCGCCUCGGCGCAAACGUGGACGGGAGAAGAGAACCCUACAGAUACUGCACUUCGCAUGCUAGAUGAUGCUAGGAAACCACUGGCUCCAGGCUUAAGAGGCAAGUUUCAGACCCCACCUGUGGACAUGCGAUUGAACAGAAAACCAAAGCGAUCUGCAGGAGAGAAGGUGGCCAAAGCAAGGGACAAGGUGACUACUUAUGUUGGCAUGGGCGGCCAGCAGUCCAAGAACGGCAUGAGUGAGGAUGAGAGGGAAGCUUGGAGGAAAGAGUUAAGAGAACGGUUUGAGCCUACAGCGAGAGCCAUGCCAAACACAAUCACGGGCCUUGCAGCUUUGGCGAACGAGCGUAUCGAGAAUGCUAUUGCAAGAGGGCAAUUCAAAAACAUCCCCCGUGGUACAGGAAUCGAGCGUGAUGCCCGCGCUGACAACCCCUUUAUCGAUACUACGGAGUAUAUCAUGAACAAGAUGAUUCAACGACAGGAUAUGGUUCCGCCAUGGAUAGAGAAGCAGCAGGAGCUCGCAAAGGAGCUCCAGACAUUUAGGGCUAGACUGCGAAACGACUGGCGACGCUUUUCAGCAAGGAUGAUUGCAUCAAGGGGAGGAUCGCUGCAGGAGCAGAUAAGCAGAGCAGAAGAGUAUGCAGCUGCGGAAGAGGUGCACAAUCCAACUAUACGAAAGAAUGGGGAUGGGGAGGUGCAGGGGCUCAAGGACGCCUCGCCGGUGGUUGGAAGACCAUUCCGAGAUUCGGAUUGGGAAAAGGCCGAAGCAGGAUAUCAUAAGCUGGCCGUUGAGCGUCUUAAUACUCUGACGCGGAGCUACAACCUCAUGGCGCCGGAUUUAGCCAAGAAGCCGUACUUUUCACUCGAGCGGGAACUCAAAGCGUGUUUUGCUGAAGUUGCACCUACUGUUGCUCGAGAGAUUCGGGACCGCGCGGCGGGUGGUAGGCCAAGGAGUUUAGGAGGAGGUAAAGUAGCUCAACAGACGGGAUUGCUGGAGGCGUUGACGGGAGGCGACAAUGUCAAGAUUCAUGUCGAAGCACACGAGAAAGCAUAUGGAAUGAGGGAGUGGUGGAGAGAUUUAUGGAAGAAGAAUUGA